CAUGCAAGUUAUCCAACUUCUACUGGUCAAUCGUGAAUGUACGUCCAGUUCCAUACAGGAAACUGUAUGUAUUAUUACAACUUGAUAUACUUUACCAGUUUAUUCGCAUUUCUUAAUUUGCAAAUCAUACAUACUUUUAUAUCAACAUCUGUGUCAAUACGAAUAGUUUAAUUUUUUUGGUGAAACAAUGAUUUCAAAAUUUGCAAUAAUAGUGUCCUUUAUAAUAUUGAAAGUGAGUAGUGCAACAUUCGAGGAGGAUGUUACUUUGAGUCUUAAACAAAAAAUAUUACUGGAUGAGUUUAAAGAGAGAGUAAUUCCCAGUAUUACAAAGGACUACAUGAAAACGGAGCUUUAUCUCGUGAAAUGGCUCAGGUCGAGUCGCUUUGAUGUUAAUUUGGCUGAGGAAAGGCUCCUCCGGAAUUUACAGUGGCGAAAGAAUCAGAAAAUGGAUUCGAUUCACUCCGAGGACUGGUCGGACAUGUGGAAUGACGAUAUUCGAUAUUACGUCGAGGGAAAGGACAAGUUAGGGCGCCCAUACGCCUUAAUCGAAGUGAAACAUCUCGACAUACGUAAGCUCAUCUUGAAAGGAAAGGGUGAAAGAUAUCUGCGUUACGUGGACAAAGGCGUUGAUGAGGCCUGCCAACUGGUGCACGAAUUGGCCCAACGGUACGGAAAUAUCUCGCGUGGAAACCUCCUCUUGAAUUUGGAUGGACUCAACGUUGUCCAACAUACCUGCGCCCGAUGCAUGCCAUACUUGAUAAGGGCACUUAUCUCAUUCCUCGACCAUCAUCCGGAAUGCUUGGAUAAAACAAUUGCAGUUAAUGCACCUGCGACGAUCGAGCAAUACGUUAAACUGGCAGUGUCCCUCGUUCCUAAGGAAAUCAGUGACCACUUUCUCAUCUACGGAACAAACAGGAAUGUGUGGAAGCCCGAGUUAUUGAAAUACUUUGACCUCGACCAGUUGCCAAGGUCACUCGGAGGGACGAAGAUAUUUGAGGGGAUGGAGGACUAGAAAAUAUCACAAUUUUAUAAGGUGUAUUUUUUUAAAAGAUUGUGAUUUUACGUAUACAUGUACAUAUGUAUAUGGUCGCAAAACAUGAAGCAAACGGGAAAGCACUUGUUACAUACAUGUCAAUUUGCAGAAAAUUUGAUCUAGGUGUUUAUAUUUUUUUCCUAGUUGUGAAUGUCACAAGGUAGACUUAUGUGUUUUAUCCACUUAAGUAUUUAAUUUAUAAAUUGGUUUUAUACACGACGUAUAUGUAAAUAAUUUAAAACCUGUGCCAAUAUAGAUAUGCAUCUAAUUGGAAAAAUAUACUAUUUAAUAUAUUCAAA
Folsomia candida is the source of this 1332-nucleotide messenger RNA. RefSeq names its product protein real-time. The coding region runs from base 188 to 1012 and encodes 274 amino acids. The transcript has 7 exons. Gene Ontology annotation, cellular component: cytoplasm. Lineage: Eukaryota; Metazoa; Arthropoda; Collembola; Entomobryomorpha; Isotomidae. The record is from RefSeq and is a predicted model, not a curated record.